Rhizophagus irregularis DAOM 181602=DAOM 197198 is the source of this 3776-nucleotide messenger RNA. Lineage: Eukaryota; Fungi; Glomeromycota; Glomeromycetes; Glomerales; Glomeraceae. The record is from RefSeq and is a predicted model, not a curated record.
AAUAACCCUAAGCAUCCAAAGAAUUCAAAGGUUCCAGAUGAUCCAAAUAACGAUGAUGGUCUAAGUAAACCAAAGGAUAAUCCGAAUGAUCCAAAUAAUGGUGCUAAGACGAAAACUCCUGAUCAACAAAAUCCAGCACCACCGGAUUCAGAAUCACCAGCUCCAGCUCCACCAGCUUCAGAUCCAUCGGCUCCAGCUCCACAUCCACCAGCUUCAGAUCCUUCAGCUCCAGCCCCGAAUCCAAAUCCAACGAAUUCAUCACCAACAUCACCAUCGAUACCAUCAAUGGAUAAUUAUCUAAUAAUGCAUCAUAAUGAUUAUCCGGACUUACACGUACAUAGUGCAAUGAGUUAUCCUGAUGGGCCAAUAAUUUUGAGAUUAUCAAGAAAUAGACCCAAUAAUAACUCGUGUUAUGAUCCAAUUUUAUAUCUGAGAUUAGUUUAUGAUAAUGUUACAGUAAAUUAUAUCAAUUUCACCUUUGAAAUUCCUGAUUAUAAUUUUUGUAUUUAUGGAGGAAAAGAUUUAAUUAGAAUAUUCCCACUUAACAAGGAUCUUGAUAAUGGAUUAAACGAAGGAUUCUUUUUGGUCAGUUACUUACAAAAGACAGAUGGUGAAUUAUAUCAAGAAAAUGGUUUAAUCGUUGAUUGGAAAGGUCAAGUUCACAGUCAAUUGAUAUUGUCCUUUGUAGGAAUAACACAAACGGAUAUAUCGGAAUUAGGUAAAGCGGUAGUAAAUACUAAUCCGCAAAAUGGAUUUAUGUGGGUUAAUCGUAUCAAAAAGGACACUCUACAAUGGACGAACCUUACUUCUCCAGAUAAAGAUGGAAAUGUAAAUGUUAAGGGAAACACGAAGAUGACCAAUAUACCGGAAGGACAUAAAUUCGAAAUAUUUCCAACUUUGGAUGGAGGAUAUGGAUUUAUUACAGUGGGAAAAAAUCCAAAUGUAACAGAAUCACAACCAAAGAUACCACCGGAAUUAUUAGUGGUUCCAUCAUGGAUAGUUAAUGUAAUAUUUAUAAGACCAUAUACGGGAGAAAUAACACAACCAUCAUUGAUUUAUUCAAGAGUUGCACUGGCUAUUGAUAUGAAUAUAGAAUUAUGUGAUAAUAUGUAUGAUUCACCUGGAUUAAUGUGUAUAAUUAGCAUACAACCUAAUGCCGAUGUUAUUAAUUAUGUUAAAAUUGGAUUUUUAUCAAAUGGAAGUACAAAAGAACCAACCAAAUUGGAGAUUGAUACUAAUGCUUAUUCGGUUGAUCGUAUUUAUUCAUUAUAUAAUGGUGGUUACGUUGCUAGCGUUAGACUUAAGGAUACUUUACCAAUAACGUCAACCGGUAUUAUUUAUUAUAGUAAAGGAAAUCUUUUUAGGGAAUGGGAUUGCCCUAGAAUAGUUGGUAAUCUUAUCGUUCCACAGGGUACUUUCCCGAAUAACACUUUCUGGAUGUUUUCUGAUGGUGGUUAUAACGAAGUCAAUGAAACCAAUUCAAAAUCCUUAAUAGAAGAUAAUAAUUCGGGUUGGUCCAUGAUGACUACUAAUAUUCAAAGAUUAGCAAUGCCAUUUGAUAAAGGGUAUAAUAAUUUAAAUGUUAACACAACAUUGCCAGAAAUCGGUGAAACAAUAAAUUUAGGAACAACGUUAUUUAGCAUUACUUAUUAUAAGCCAGUAGUAACAUCAGUGGGUAAUAUAUCAAUAUAUCAAUAUGAUAUAGGCACGGGACAAUUAAUAUUAAAACAAAGUUAUUCUGCAAAUACUCCAUUUGCACUAUUAUCACAAGAUAAAAAAACACUUACAUUAAGUGCGUUAAAUAGUACGUUUAAUAAUCCUGGAAAAAAUUAUACUGUUGUUAUUGAUGACAAUGCUGUUAAAGAUUUGAGUUUUGAAGAACCGUUAUUGGGUAUUUCUCCUAAUUUAUGGAUAUUUUCAACUGAGAGUGUACCGCAACGUCAUAAUUCGCAAGAACAUGCAUUGGUUCGUUUAAUGGGUGAUGCAUCAUUUAAUUUUAAGGAUUUGAGUGAUACACAAAAAUCAAAAUUUGUACAAUCAUUAUUAUCCGAAUUGGCUCAAUGUGUACCGGUACCUCCAAGUAGACUGUAUACUAAUACUCGUUUUCAAUGGGAUCCUGAUGUCGAUUCAAAGCAAAUAUUAUUGAAAUUUAAAAUAUUACCGGGAAAAAAUGAACAAGAUCUGAGCGCCGAAAAUAUUAUUAAUUCUUUAGAUAAUAUGAUUAAAUAUAAAGAUAUUUCUCCUAUCUCUCAUUCAAUACAUACUGCCAUGUUAGAUAGUAAUUAUGGUUUUGUACUUAAAAAGAGUGUAUGGGAUAGAUAUGGAUUCAGUUUAUUCGCGAUUGGCGCAACUUUAUUAUUACUUGGUGUUUUAGCUAUGCUUUCUUAUAAGAAAGAUGACGAUGGAAAUAGUUUUGUUUCAUUCAAAGUAUUGCUGAUUGCUUUGGAUUUUGUGUUGGAUUUUGCUUUCGUUGUAAAACACUCUAGAGAUGUUUAUAUUUUAUAUUUUCCAAGUUUGCUUGCUUUUAUUAUUCCAUUGGGCUUUAAUACGAUAAUAACAUUCUUUAUAUUGAUAAGAGAAUUAUCAAAUAAUAAAGCAUUUUAUACGUGGUUUAGAACUUAUCAUAACGUCGCAGCCAUAUUCACCUUUUGUUCGAUCGUUGAUGUAGAAUCGUUAACCAUGAUAAAUUCCAAAUUAGCUGAUUUGGCUGCCUUUGAUGCUCCAAUUCAUUCUUCUACAGAAACUUGGAUAUUGAUAACAUGUAUCUGGAAUUUCAUUAUUGAAGAUACUCCUCAAUUAGUCAUUCAAAUAUUAUAUAUAUUUCUUUCGGUUAAUUAUGAAAUAAUUCCUUUCUUGAACUUAAUAUCAGCUUCUUUAUUAUGGAUAUGUAUAUUAUGUGGUCGUUCUUAUCAUUUGUUUUUAUAUUAUCAAAAACGUCGUAGAAAUCGACUUGAAAAUUUUGUUGUAGAAUAUACAAACUUAAAUAAUGCAGGUGGGAUUAAUAAUAGGAAUGGAAAUGAUCGUGAAGUUUUUGUCAAUAAUGGUGCUACUGAAAUUAGAAGUGUAGAAUAUGUUUUAUCACCACAUUUGGAAGAAAUAUCACCUGCUACGAUCAGACCACCUUCUUGGUGGUUAAAUACAGGUACUGAAUAUCAACAGCAUAAUCCAAGAAGUGUUACACCUAAUAACGGAGUUACUGAUGAUGUAAAUAAUGUUGGUGGAGAAAAACAAAAUGUUACUAAAACUAAUUAUCAAUUACUAGAAAGAAGAAGUAGUUUAUAUAAUGGAGUAUAUAUUGAUGAAAAUGAAAUUGGUGUUGCUGGUCCGUCUACUAUUUAUAAUAGAAGUGGUGGUGGUGGUAGUACUUCUUAUGAAACGAAUAAUAAUAAUAGUAAUGGACAUGAGGAUGCAAAUAAAAAUGGAAGUAUGAAUUAUAGUGGUUAUGAAAGAAUUUUUAAUAAUGAUCGAACGAGUCAAGAUUUUGGAAAUGGUCGAUAAGUAAAAAAUAAUAAUUAAUAUUAUGAGAAAAGACUAUUGUAAUUUUUUUUUUUUUAUUAUUAAGAAAAAAAUUUGGGCAUUUUUUGUUACAUGGGUUUAUAUUAGGUUGGUAAAGGUUAAUGUAUAAAAACUUUGUAAUUUGAUGAUUUGAUUUCCUCUUUUAUUUUAUUUUAUUUUAUUUUUUUGUAAAAAAUCUCUUUUAUUUAUUUAUUUAUUGUAUUUAUUUUGUGUUAGUCAUAAUUCUUUAAAAAAAAAAGUAAUUAUUUAUUCGUUCGUUG